AUGAAUUCCGUCAGCAGUGGUCCUGUUGAUUCCUUUCUCAACAAGAUGGAUUGGACCCAUCUGUACAUUGGAGGUGCUGCCUUUUCUGUCUGUGCGCUUGUUGUCGUCGUGCUCUCCGUUUCCUCUCAGAAUCGCAAAAUCGAUUACAACAGCGGCAUAUUUAGCUACUUGAAGUUCAUCUACGCAUCGUUCCUUAAGCCCCAUGACAAGAGUGGUGAUGGCCAGCAGGAUGCGCUGGAAAGCUUUUACAAGACACAGGCCACCGUGUAUGAUGCCACCCGGAAGCGUCUUCUGUGUGGUCGAGAGGACAUGUUAGGCCUCGCUGCCGCUCAAUUGAAGUACAAGGUGGAGAACAAAGAGCUUCAAGCCAAAAAGGCCAUCUGGGUUGAUAUGGGCGGAGGCACUGGCUACAACAUCGAAGCCAUGGCAAAGUUUCUGCCUGUUGACUCGUUCUUCUCGCACGUCUAUUUGGUCGAUCUCUCACCUUCCCUCUGCGAAGUUGCUCGUCAGCGGUUCGAACGAUUGGGAUGGAAGAACGUCACAGUUGUGUGUCAGGAUGUACGGUCUUUCCGUCUUCCAGAGCUCGAUCAAGUGGACCCCCGAACCAAGGCCGCGAACCUCAACACAGGAGCAGAUGUGGUAACCAUGAGCUACAGCUUGUCUAUGAUUCCAGACUAUUACAGCGUCGUUGACUCCCUCACCUCCUUGAUGAAGCCGACUGGAAUUCUUGGUGUCUGUGAUUUCUAUGUCCAGAGUAUCGUCGAUGUCUCCUCUCGCAACUAUAUUGGUGGUGCAUUUAACCGCCAUGUUAACUGGCUUGGACGUGCAUUUUGGCGUGCUUGGUUUGAUGCAGACCGUGUCAACCUUGAAGCUGCCCGCAGAGACUAUUUGGAGUACCGCUUCGGUACGGUCAUCUCUGCCAGUGAAAGAAACUAUCUUCUUGGAGGCAUCCCCUACUACAUCUUCAUUGGUUGCCAAAAGGACAUUGCUUCCAGCCCUUCGAGCCAUGAGGCUAUUGAGAAGUUGGAUGCUACUUUUACCGAGUCGCCCUAUUUGUCGCCCGCCAACCAUCGCAAGGAGAUGGAGAACGCUGUCGAAGAGAGCAGAGUUGAGAUUCAUUCCAAGGCGUAUGAAUCAGCCGUGAUUAACCUGGGAUCGAAUCUGCCCCUUCCAUGUUCUUUCUACCAAAAUCACCACUACCGCAUUUUCUACAACGACCUGCUCCCGAAACACACACAAUUCCAAAACGAGUACAUCUAUGCCUUCAACUGGGAAGAUCCCCGUGUGGAUCACCGACUACUGAACAUCAAGCGCGAUGAUGUUAUUCUAGCCAUUACAAGCGCAGGAGACAACAUUUUGGACUACCUCCAAAAUAGCCCACGAAGGGUGCAUGCAGUUGACUUGAACCCGAACCAAAACCAUCUUCUUGAGCUCAAGGUUGCAAGCUUUUGUGCCUUGGGACACCGUGAUGUUUGGAAGAUCUUUGGAGAGGGAAAGCAUCCUGAAUUCCGCCAGCUUCUCAUCUCUCGGCUGAGUCCACAUUUGUCUAGCCAGGCAUUCCAGUACUGGCUCGAGCACACUCAUGUCUUUACAUCAUCUUCUGGCAAAGGACUGUACGAAACCGGAGGAUCCCGCCACGCAAUCAAGAUGGUCCGAUAUCUCUUCAAGAUUUUCGGCCUCGAAGGCCAGGUGCGGAAGUUAUGUGAUGCCCAAACCCUCAGUGAACAGCGGGAGAUCUGGCCACGCAUCCGCAGUGUUUUGAUGAGCAAGCCUCUUUACUGGGCUGUGGUUGGCACUGAAUGGUUUGCAUGGAAGGCUGCUGGUGUUCCUCGAAACCAACGCAACAUGAUCGUGGAAGACUUCUUCAAGAGGAACGGCUUGACCGAAGACAUGAAGAAGUCUAAAGACGUGAGCGGCCAGUCCAUUUGGGAAUAUGUUGUCGACACAUUAGAUCCGGUGGUCAAGGACACUAUGAUCAGUAACGACAACUACUUCUACUUCCUGUGUCUACAGGGACAAUUCUCCAGAAAAUGCCAUCCUACAUACUUGUCCCCCAAGGCUCAUGUGAAAUUGUCUUCGCCGGGUGCUUUCGAUGGUCUUCGGAUCCACACCGACGAGAUUAAUGAAGUGAUUAAACGAAUCACUCCCAGGAGUCUUACAAUCGCCGUUGUCAUGGAUUCAAUGGACUGGUUUGACCCUGAAGGCAACGACGCAGGAGCCCAAUGUCAAACGCUAAACCAAGCCCUGAAGAUUGGUGGCCGCAUCCUGCUUCGUUCUGCCAGCAUUGAGCCCUGGUAUAUGAAACAAUUCGAGGAGAACGGUUUCACGGCUCGUCGCGUAGGAGCACGAUUCCCAGGCACAUGCAUUGACCGUGUCAACAUGUAUGCCUCUACCUGGAUUUGCACAAAGACCCAGGAAGUUGAACCAACAACUCCGGGUCGCACAAUUUCCUCACUGUCUCUCGGAGGGAGCAAACGAUCGAACAGUGUGGAAGAUCUCCAAAUCUGA
This is a messenger RNA of Aspergillus wentii DTO 134E9, 2508 nucleotides long. RefSeq names its product class I SAM-dependent methyltransferase. Lineage: Eukaryota; Fungi; Ascomycota; Eurotiomycetes; Eurotiales; Aspergillaceae. Bases 1 to 2508 code for a protein of 835 amino acids. The transcript is spliced from 9 exons. The record is from RefSeq and is a predicted model, not a curated record.